Pistacia vera is the source of this 864-nucleotide messenger RNA. RefSeq lists its product as uncharacterized. Lineage: Eukaryota; Viridiplantae; Streptophyta; Magnoliopsida; Sapindales; Anacardiaceae. The record is from RefSeq and is a predicted model, not a curated record. Bases 1 to 864 code for a protein of 287 amino acids. The transcript has 3 exons.
AUGCCUCAAAAAGAGUCUGAGCAGCCCCGGCGAGCGCCAUUUAACUUCUCUCGAUUGAGAAGGGUCAAGGCGGUCGAAGCUGCUCGCCCCAUAGCGGCACAACCGGUGCGAACUGCCGCGCCUUCCCAGCGCCAUCCUGAGGAAGAAAUGACCAGGUCAGAACAGGUUGCUCAGCCAUCGCCUGGUCGCCCGAGGCAGAAGACAAUGGCUCAGCGGUCGAAGAAGAGGAAGCAGAUUCAGGACACUGGAAGGAGGUCGGGCAAGGAACUUGCGGAUGAGGCGGUUGCUGCCGACAAGGCGAAGGACACACCAGUGCUGGAGACGCUGGGGAACCUGCCCGAAUACCUGCAGCCGAUAGCCUACUCUCUACUUGAGUGUGGAUUAUCGGAUUCAUACGAUGAGUUCACCGAUACGGGUGAUGUUGACCUGAUGACCAUGUCGGUUCAGCAUCUAAGCAAGGCUCUGCUCGCCAUGAGAAUGUCCCUGGAAAAGGCUCGGCUGGGAGCUGCGAAAGGGGAAAAUGAUCUGAAAGAGGAGAUCGCGAAGCUCAAACAGAGCUUGGAGGACGUCGAAGUGGAAAGAGCGUUGUCCACUGAGGCAGCGAAUAGAUACUUGAAACAAAAGACGGCCGCUAUGCGCACAGUGGACUUUCAAAAGAUGGAGCCUGAGCGACGCGCGGAGGAAGUAAAAGAGCUUCAGAGGACAACCGCUAGACUCUCCAAGGAGGUCGGAGAGAAAGACCAGGAGCUCCAGACGACCUUAAUGUGGGCUCAGCGAGUAGAACAAGAAAUGGAGGCCUCCGAAAAGAAAAGGCUAGCUUUGAGGCCGAGCUCUAGGAGAGUCGGGGAAAGGUUGCUUCCCUGA